Exophiala oligosperma is the source of this 888-nucleotide messenger RNA. Its product is annotated as 40S ribosomal protein S15. Gene Ontology annotation, biological process: translation; ribosomal small subunit assembly. The record is from RefSeq and is a predicted model, not a curated record. Gene Ontology annotation, molecular function: RNA binding; structural constituent of ribosome. The coding region runs from base 92 to 553 and encodes 153 amino acids. Lineage: Eukaryota; Fungi; Ascomycota; Eurotiomycetes; Chaetothyriales; Herpotrichiellaceae. Gene Ontology annotation, cellular component: cytosolic small ribosomal subunit; ribosome. The transcript is spliced from 3 exons.
ACCAACUAACUGCACCGCACAAAUUCCCAUCCACACACCCUCGCUUUUCGACAGUCACAUCGAAAAGCGAACGCGCCAGUCCACCGCAAUCAUGGCUGACACCGAAUACAACGCCGAGGAGGCCGCUGAGCUCAAGAAGAGAAGAACAUUCCGCAAGUUUUCAUACAGAGGCAUUGAUCUUGAUCAACUCCUCGAUAUCCCUUCCAACGAACUCAUCAACAUCCUCCAUGCCCGAGCCCGCCGUCGAUUCAACCGGGGCCUCAAGCGCCGCCCGAUGGGACUGAUCAAGAAGUUGCGCAAGGCCAAGCAAAACGCGAAGCCCAACGAGAAGCCUGACCUCGUCAAGACUCACCUUCGGGACAUGAUCAUCGUGCCCGAGAUGAUUGGCAGCGUCAUCGGCAUCUACAGCGGCAAGGAGUUCAACCAGGUCGAGAUCAAGCCCGAGAUGGUCGGCCACUACCUGGGUGAAUUCUCCAUCUCGUACAAGCCCGUCAAGCACGGUAGACCCGGUAUCGGUGCCACCCACUCUUCACGAUUCAUCCCAUUGAAGUAAAGGAAGACGAAAACGAGGGAAAGGAUGGAAUGGUUCUUUGUGGUGUGUGAUGUGUUGUGGUGUGUCUUGCCGUGUUUGGUGGGGGAAGGAGUUGGCAGACACGAAGCGCAGUGAUACAAUGGCACGCCCAAUAUGGAAAAUGCCGCAUGAUUGCAUGAGAGUUCUGGGUCCAUGGGUGCUUGAUUCCAAACAAGGCAAAAUAAAAAUGCAAAUGGAUCUAGAAAAGUCAGCCAUGACCAGGCCCGCCCCCCUUAUCGAAGAAGGGUUCAGGGGUGGUCAGAAGCUGUAUUUGAAAAUCAAUCAACUUUUGAGAACAAGAUUCCAUGCAAACGUCC